UCUAUACAAGUAGAAUCCAUUUUAGAAUUAUCAUGUUUUCAUCAGCUACUAAGCAUAUUCUAUGCUUGUUUUCAACUAUUCUCUGCUUUGCCCUCUUAUCUUGCUAUGCAUUCACUCCACAAGACUAUGCCGAUGCACUUGAAAAAUCCAUCCUCUUCUUCGAGGGACAGCGCUCUGGCAGAUUACCCACCAACCAGCGGCUCACGUGGAGGGCUGACUCUGCCCUCUCCGAUGGCUCCGGUUACCACGUAGAUCUAGUUGGAGGAUACUAUGAUGCAGGGGACAACGUCAAGUUCGGCCUCCCGAUGGCUUUUACUACAACACUAGUGAGUUGGAGUGUGAUUGAGUUCGGUAGUUCGAUGGGGAGUCAAGUGGAAAAUGCACGUGAGGCGGUGCGUUGGGGGGCGGAUUAUCUGCUCAAGGCAGCGACAGCUACCCCGGGGGCCUUGUACGUGCAAGUGGGAGAGGCCAACAACGAUCACCGUUGCUGGGAACGACCCGAGGACAUGGACACGGCCCGCAAUGUGUACAAAGUGACUGCUCAAAGCCCUGGAUCAGAUGUAGCAGCAGAGACAGCUGCUGCAUUGGCAGCUGCUUCCAUUGUCUUCAAAGAUUGUGAUUCUUCUUAUUCAAAUAAGUUGCUCAAAACAGCAAUGGAGGUAUUUGAUUUUGCAGACAGGUAUAAGGGGGCUUAUAGUGACUCUCUUGGAUCAGUGGUGUGUCCAUUUUACUGCUCCUACUCUGGAUACCAUGAUGAGCUGUUGUGGGGAGCAUCGUGGCUUCAUAGAGCUUCAACAAACCAAUCAUAUUUGUCUUACAUUCAAUCCAAUGGCCACGUUCUUGGAGCUGAUGAUGAUGUUUAUUCUUUUAGUUGGGAUGACAAGAGAGCUGGGACCAAAAUACUACUCUCUCAGGGGUUUUUGGAGAAAAAUAUUGAAGGUUUAGAGGUGUACAAAUCACAUUCAGACAAUUAUAUAUGUUCCCUAGUUCCAGGGUCACCUAAUUUCCAGGCACAGUACACUCCAGGGGGGCUUUUGUACAAAGGAAGUGAAAGCAAUCUCCAAUAUGUAACCACAUCAAGCUUCCUCAUGUUGACAUAUGCCAAAUAUGUGAAGAACCACGGCAGCGGUGGCGGUGGGGGGACGUGCGGCGUCAGCGCCGACAAGGUUGUGGAGUUGGCAAAGAAACAGGUGGACUACAUACUAGGAGAUAAUCCAGGCCAGAGGUCCUACAUGGUGGGGUUCGGGGAGAGGUAUCCGCAGCGGCUGCACCACAGAGCCUCUUCCUUACCCUCACUCCACGCACACCCUGCUCGGAUCAGCUGUGGUGAUGGAUUCCAGUAUCUAAACACGCCGUCGCCCAAUCCAAACAUUCUUGUCGGAGCAAUCGUUGGCGGCCCAGACAGUCAAGACAAAUUUGCAGAUGACCGGAAUAAUUAUCACCAAUCUGAGCCCGCCACUUAUAUCAACGCCCCAUUUAUCGGCGCACUCGCUUUCUUUUCUCAUCAUCUUUAACUUCUUUAUGUAGUAUACUCCUUCUGUCCCUCAUUAGUUUUCUUUAAUUUCAUCUAAACAAUCGAAGAGAUUUUGUGCCUUUUGCAUGUGAAGAUCUUUAGAA
Molecule: messenger RNA, 1617 nt
Organism: Salvia hispanica
Lineage: Eukaryota; Viridiplantae; Streptophyta; Magnoliopsida; Lamiales; Lamiaceae
Product: endoglucanase 1-like
Biological process (GO): carbohydrate metabolic process
Molecular function (GO): hydrolase activity, hydrolyzing O-glycosyl compounds
Source: RefSeq, a predicted model, not a curated record